This is a messenger RNA of Struthio camelus australis, 7994 nucleotides long. Lineage: Eukaryota; Metazoa; Chordata; Aves; Struthioniformes; Struthionidae. The record is from RefSeq and is a predicted model, not a curated record.
GGACGUGGGGCUCGGCGACGUGGACCGUACAGUUCCUGCCGUGGGGCUGGACUCAGGCUUGUCUUGCUAAUUUUUUUUUUUUCCCCCUCUGGUGCCGUUGUGGCUGUUGUGUGUUUUGUUUCUCUUGCUAUACAGGUAAACGACAGGACAGAAAUCUGUGUGCAAACGUUGAAAGGCUUUCAGAAGUUCCAGUAGAUCAUUCAUUGCUGAAGGAAUAGGGAGAGUGUUAUGGAUGAGGUCUCCUAUUUAACUUCAGUGCUCUCUCUUGGCACGCGUGUGUAGAUACAUUCUGAAAGUUUGGCACUUGUUCAUUGGUUUGGCGCUUGAAUAAAAAAAAAAGGAGAGUAAGCUGAGCUAUUAUGGAAUAGUAACACUGUCUUGAUUAAACUGCUGAAAGCUCCUUUCUCUUCCCUGUAAGCUCUGGUGGCCAAACUGCACAAAUCGAGAGUCUUUUAAACCCCUUUACAUGGGCGAAGUUAGAGUUAGAGCUGCGUUAUCGUUCCUACUCUUUGCUGAAAGUUUCCUAUGUCAGGUGGACAGCGUGAAUCAUCUCUGAUCUUGUUUUUGUUACUGGAAGAUGAGCAAUUAAGUUGUUUAGAUUUCUUAACUUCUGUUUCUCUUUGCUCCUGAUAAAGCAGGAUCAAACUUCUGAGCCUGCGAAACUGGGAGGGAUUGAUCAAAGGUGGUGCCUGAACAGAACAACGCAGGCUUUAUGCUCAUUAGAGGUGAUUUCGGCUCAACCCCUAGUGCCUUUUCUGCUCGUAUUGGGCCAGAAUGGGCCUAUGCAAACUGGCAGGUGAGAUACGGAAGACUUGACAAACUCUUUCAAAAUGGUAUCAUCAAAGAGCAAUAUCAAAGCUAAAAUCCCCCCAACAGCGAAAAGGCAUCUAGCAUUAAUGUUGCAUGGGCAGAAACAUAUCCUGCUAAGAAGUACUUCCUCUGCCAAGAAUUUUCAAAGUGCAGGAAGUAUAACAAGUAUAAGGAAAAUCUAGAAAGCCCCAGAAGAAAUCAGGUUCGUGUUUCCUCCCUGUUUUCCUGUCACUGUUUUCUCCCUUUCCUCAACAGACAGAGGAACUCUAUUUCAGAGGUAUUAAAGGAGAAAAUCUAGAAAUUUUUCCUGCCCCCACCCCAAAUAUUUUGAUGUAACGUGAAAUGUUUCACUUAGAUAGCUUGGGGGGAGGGGGAAUCCAAAUAGUGAAUUUCUCCAGCAAAUGUCCCACUGAGCAACAAGAGAGCAAGCUGUCCAUGUUAAUGAUACCAUAAAAUAUGUAAUUAGGUCAGAAGGGGAGCAGCUCUCCAGACAAUGUCUCGACAAGCAGAUAGAAAUCUUGCGCGUUCCAAGGGAAGCGCCAGGUGCGUGGAUACGGAAAGCAGGCUUUGCAGCAUCCCCUGAGCAGCAAACUCGCCCAAACUGGAACGCCCGUUUUCUCAUUCUAAGGCCCUGAUGGACAAGAUAGGAAUAACUCUCCUCUACGUAUUUUUGCGCAACGCUGCUUUGUGUUUGUUUUUUUUUUUCUUUGAUUCUUUGAAAAUAAUUCCUAUUCUGCUGUGACUGCUAGAGCUCUUGUCCAUGUUCUGAGGAUCUCCCACCUUAACCGUAAUCAGGUCCUUCCUCCUGCAUUGCUGGUGGCCUACUGACUGUCAAAAUCCCGAACGCUGUAGCCGGAGCUACCUCUCUCGCCCCUUUAGACUCUGUGUUGGCCCCUGUCUCUCGCUGGGUAACCUUUAAACUUGUCUUUGAAACUUAGGGCCAGCUUUCUGUGUCUGAAUUCCAAGUCUUGUUUUUGAUGUGUUAAUGUGUCAAUCUGUACUUUUCUGUUUUUCACUUAUUAGCUGUUGUACCUGGAGGUAUACGCAGAGCCAUCCUACUUUGUUUCUUUGCUCUCUCUAAAAUUCUUCCUAAAAAUUCUUUUGAAGCCCACCAUGGAAUAAUGUUCCUGCUUUCGGUCAUGUUCACUGAAGUUGAUUGAUUGGGGAGUAUGGGUAGGUUUUUAUUUUUUCUUUUAGCAUAUAUUUAAACUCAUUUAAUAUGUAGUGCCAAGCUCAAGGGUGCUUGAGAAAUAAAAAGAGGAAUUUUCCACUCAGAAAUUUGUAUCCCAGCCUCUUGCUAUCUUAGAAGAGUUUCAUUGUCAUGCAAAUUGUUUACAAGAAGAAAUAAAUAGAGACUUUGUAUGUCAUGAGCAAAGUGAUUUGUGGAUUUAAUAGCAGAAGGUUAGACAGAGGUAAUAUUGUUUGCUUAGUUGCGGCUUAAAUUAAGAGAUCCUUUGUCUUCCAUAUGUAAAUCUUUAACCAAAAUAUACCUGCUCGCAGCCUACAGAUUUCUGGAGUGUAGGAGCUUCCUUCUAUUCUUUGUUUUGGUUAAUGUCUCUACAUUUUGCAUCCUAGUACUUAAUCGUGUGAAUCCUGUUUUACUUUAUUUAUUUAUUUAUUUUUUCCUUAGGCUGCAUCUGCCACAAGUGAUUCCUUUUAGCUAAGACGCCUGCAGAGGAGCCUACUUCAGAGCCUGCAGGCUCUUUAUUUGUAUGUGUGUAGUUCAUAUUUAGUCUGAUGUUUUGGCAAGUUUAAAUGGAAUUAUUUCCUACUGCAAAUGUUACUCUUCUAAAAUUGAAGCCUUAGUCAAGUAAUUGAUGAUAUUAGUGCUGUAAAAGAGCAGUCGUGUUCCAGGCUUUUUUGUUACCUUACUACCAUGCUCCCCAUCAGAAGCUCUAAUGACUUCUUAAAUAAAGCCCCAACAAGAUAAAUAACCUUUGAAAAAUAUAUUUUCGUUAGAAAAUUUUGGAACUGAUUGAGUCAAGUGAUUUUAUCUGCCUAUGGUACAGGGCACUUGUGACUUUAGAGUGUACCAAAAUAUGAAACUGCCUGUAUUGCAUUAUAAUGUUGGUGUGAUGACGCUCUGGAACAUCGCUGUCUGUUGUGUGCAGGUAGGAGUGCAGUCCUGGGAUACCUUGUGUCCCUGUGAAAAGCUGUGGACGGAAAUGAAUCGAGAUGUGCGCCCUUGGGGGAGCUUGUGGUUUGUGUUUUGAAAACAGAUUUUUUUUCCAAGUCUUUGCAAUUUAUUUAUUUUGGAAACUGUGGACUGGACAUGAAAGGCUUUGUGUAUCUCAUUCUUCAUAUGACUUCUGUUGCUAUACUUGAGCUUAUAAUGCAAGUAUCCAGUUAACUUAGCUCUGCCGUUUCCAUGAUGUCACUUUUUAUCAACUGAUCAAAAUAGCUGUCUGUUGUGUGGUUAAUUCAUUUGGGAAAAAAAUCUUGCUCUGGAAUUUUUGGUUGCCAUUAAGAUUUGCAGCACCAAAUCAUCUAGUAUUUAAGCCAGAGAUUUGAAUUAAAUGCAGGAAUAAGCUUUAAAAUCUGCUCUCUCUCUGCUGCAGUUCAGUGAUAUGGCCUUUGGCAGCAAUACCAGCUUAUGAUGUUCCUCCCCCCUGUGAUUCGUUCCCACCAUGUGCUACCGCUGGCUUGGUUGUGCCAACGCGACUGACUGCGGUAGUGCUCCGUAAACGGGAUGGAGCGACCGCUGCUUUGUGUGUGCGGUCACAGCUGCGGAGGAACAUGCUGCCUGGGAGGGAAGGGGAAGCAGGGUUCGGAAACAUCUGAAGACAGCGUGUCAGGGUGUCGGGGCAGGUAGUGAUCUGCCAUACAGGGGAAACAGAAGCAGGGACUGGAAUGGUGAGUUACGGUCGCCUCUUUAGAUGUACAGUGUUACGGCAUUAAAAUAUAUCCGCUCUUCUGUCAUUGUUUGCAACAGCUAUACCUUUUGGGUUCAGAAAUACUAUGCUGUAUUAUAUGUUGUCAGUAACAGCGUUCAACCCCAAUUAAUAAUACAAUGUUAAAAACUUUUAAUUUGUAGUGCCUUUAACUUUAUAUUAAAGGGGUUUCAGCUGUGGCUUUUGCAAAAUGCAACAAAUGUUUCUAAGCCUCUAAUUUAAGCGACUUUACUUUUUUUUCUUUCUUUCUUUCUCCCAGCCCUGUUAAAUGAAAAUCUUCGUGCAACUAUUCUGGAAUAAUACAUGCAGUCCUGCUGUCAGUUUUUGCUGGACUUCUUUUCUGGGUAAAGAAUGCAGACAAUAAAGUGCGUAGUUGUCGGAGAUGGCGCUGUGGGAAAAACUUGUCUUCUCAUCAGCUAUACCACCAAUGCCUUCCCAGAAGAGUACAUCCCUACUGUGUUUGACAACUACAGUGCCCAAAUGACUGUCGAUGGCCGGACAGUUAGCCUGAAUCUCUGGGACACUGCGGGCCAGGAGGAAUACGACCGCCUGCGCACGCUCUCCUAUCCUCAAACCAAUGUGUUUGUCAUCUGUUUUUCCAUUGGUAGCCCCUCUUCCUAUGCAAAUGUGAGGCACAAAUGGCAUCCUGAAGUUUCUCACCACUGUCCUAAUGUUCCCAUUCUUUUAGUGGGCACCAAGAGAGACUUGAGAAAUGAUCUGGAAACAGUUAAAAAAUUGAAAGAGCAAAGCUUGGCUCCCACUACCCCGCAACAGGGGACUUCACUGGCAAAACAAAUUGGAGCAGUCAAAUAUUUGGAGUGCUCAGCAUUGAAUCAGGAGGGUGUUCGGGAGGUGUUUGCUGAAGCUGUGCGUGCUGUUCUGUAUCCUGUGACAAAGAAGAACACGAGAAAAUGUGUCUUAUUGUAGUUACCUCGGAUAAUGGGUGUUCAAAGUUGAAUAUUGACUAGAAUCUUGGAGGGCUCUUUGAGUUAAAUUGAAGAUUUGCAUCUUGCACUAACAGCUCUAAGCAGAAAUGGUUUAUGCAAAGAAUAUUCUUGCAGUCUUAUUGCUUCAGGGAAACUGAAACAGAAGAUUUUUUUGUUUUGUUUUGUUUUUUCUUCCAACUGAGAGGUCAAACAUCUACUUAACUUUGAAAGUUCUAGUCUCCAGCUUCUCCAGGGAUCACUUGGCUUCUGUUUUUAUUCAGUGGAGGAGAAAAAAAGAAGGGACUUCUUUGAAGCCAAUCUUUUUUUUUUACUAGAUAGCCAUCAGUUACUGGACUUGCUGAAAAGCACAAAUUCUGAUAACUUUGCUUUAAGUGUAGCUGCUGCUUUUCCUAUCCCCUCUUUACUGAUCAAAUUGGUUUUAGAAAACAGAAGUCUGGCUGUCCAGUUGUGUUAAUUUGUCAAUUUAAAGCUUGAAAACCAUUUGUUUACAUGCAAAAAUGCCUAUAAUAUUACUGAGCUUCACUUUAUAGUGAAGUUGUGAUCCUUCAUAUGAAAAGUUAACAUACGGCAUAUUUAAUCCAACGAGCAAGACGCAGGGAACACCUGCAAUAAUUUUAUUAAUAGAAGCAGGAACUGAUUUCUCCUAAUGUAAGGAAUUUAGGAUAACGGUGAAUCACUCAUUUGAGUCAUUUUCAUGCUGUUGAAAUGGAGAGGUGGAAGAGGAGUUCAGAUACAAGUCUUCCAUAAUCUUCUAAACUGAGUUAAGGUUUUAUUUCACUCUCCAAAGAGACUUUACAUUCUGAGAAUAAAGUAACAGUUAUCUGCUUGAACUAAUUGAGGUAAUUGGGAUGACGUUUCUCAAAGCAAGCUUUUUGAUGUGAUCCCACUUUCCCUUGGUAGAAGCCUGUUUGCUCUCAAGGAAUUCAUUGCUUCACUUCCUAAUGCUCUUGGAGUCACCACAUGAGAUUUCAUGGCAAAUUCCUUUGCUGUUUUUCUCGCAGAUCAUUGACAGAAAUUUUGGAGGCUCUAUUUACAGGGAUCAGGAACCCUUGUUUCUUCCUGGCAACUCACUGGUAGUUCCAAUUAAACUUUUAAUGGUUAGCCAGUCACUGGAUAAAUUUACCUGGGCCGUAUUCUCCCGUCUACUAGGCGAUCACAUAUUAUAAAUGGUUUUAACUGAUGUUCCUUUUAUGUACUUUUUAGCUUUCUCUAGCAGCUAUAGCGAGUGGCUGUUGGCUUCUGUUUUCAGAACGUGCAAAGUUUUUUAUGUGCGAUUCUGGGACCAGCUGAGAAAUGAGCGCAUGAAACCUUCCUUAGACUUAACCUUACAGCUUGGUGGUAUGAAAGGAGCAUGCUUCAAAGAUAUUUUGUGUGAAACCAAUGGUGCUGGCCUGGACUUUGUUGUCCACAAUUGACAGUGCUGUCUUUGUCCAGAUGCAGCCUCAACUGCUAAUUCAGAACUUGCUUUCUUAUGACUCCCAAACAUGCGAAACUGCGCUGUGUAUACUCUGGACAGAAAAAAGCCUUGUUUUAGCAAAACAACGGAAAAUACAUCAACACAGUUAUUAGGGAUUUUGUGUUAAAUUAACCUUGGUUUAUCUGAUACAGACAGAAAUAUCAGGUAGAGACAGACGUUCAUAUUUGUGCCCUCAUUUCCCUCUUUGAAGAGGACGUGCCUUUCUUCAGCUAGUGUAACUGAUGCUGACACUAAUUACAAUUUCUGUACACCUGAUGUAUGCGCAAACAGGUAUUGCUUUGGGAAACUGCAACCCGUAAAUGAAAAACUGCAGUUUAUCCAAAUAUUGGUGUAUGUAGCUAGUGAAGCAACACUUGAGUUCCAAACAUUGCCUGAUGGCAGAUAACACCAAAACAUCCAUAAUGCCUGAUGUUUGUAGAAACCUACAGGCUUCUGUGUAUUUUUCUUCACCAAGUGCCAUUGUCUGGAGUGUCUCUGCAUCUUUUGCACUUGUAGAGGAAGUGCUAUUCCAGAUGUGGCUCCUACCGCAGCAUUCUGCAAGCUGUAAGGGAAUAGGAGUAUUUCAGUGAUGUAACUUCUACUCACCACUUUCUGCCUUUACUUUAGUAGGUAGGCCUUUAGCGUGGGCUUGACUUGCAGGCAGCAAUAAUUCUGUGCCUUGUAAUUCAAGAUUAUUGUUCUGUAGGUAAAUUUCAGUAACUGAGUAAAUAGUUUAUCAUUGUUUAAAAUAUAUUUAUUUAAGCCAGUGCACGUUUUUUAAUACAGGUCAGGCUUAAAUCAACAGUCUAGUUACCCUGGUGCAAGCCCAUAACUUUUGCUUAAUUCAAAGAUGUACUUUAAAAAGUUUGUGAUAUGUUUGAACUGCUCUUCAAUAGACCUUUUAUUUCAACAACAGGCACCUCUUUUUUUUUUUUUUUUUUCCCUACGCAAAUUUGCAAUUUUGUACUGAAGCUACUACUGUUUUUUAAAAGUUUUUACUCUUUUAGAUAUUGAAAUCUUGUAGUUCUGCAUCUUUUGUGGAUACUCCUAACUGGAUGACAAUAACUGUGUGGUCUGUCCCGUGAGCAAACAUUGUCGCACACAUCCUGUUUCUGUAGGCUCACAGUGCAGCCAUCCUGGUGUUAACUGGAAAGAGGGUAUGGAGAGAGAAAAUUCUACUGCUUAAUCAAUCUGUUUGAAUUGAUUACGUUCUUGAUUGCGUAAUGCUAGAACACUUUAUCCCCAUCUAGAUAACUUAAUAGAUUGCACAUCAGUACUGAAGAGAUUUAAUACCAUUGUGAUGAAAAGGAGCAGAAAGCGAACUUUGAACAGAACUAUGAAAACUUAACUGUUUUCAGAGUACCUCGUUAAUAGACUCAUUUAAAUGCCUUGUAUUUCUGUGUCUUUCUGUCAAGAGGAGGAAAAAUCCUGCUGGUCUGACAGUUCAUUUACUCUAGCAUCUGAUUUUCAUGCGAAUGAACCCCAGGGGUGCACAGAUCCAAUGAACUUUUCCAUUCAAUGGGCAUUCUUUCAGUUUAUGAUCUUUCCUCUUUUUUUUGUAAUUAUUAAUAUGUUUUAUUGUAAGUAGUCCAGUGCUUCAGUCUACAAUCCAUUCCCUUCCUCCCACGUUUUCUUUUUUGUCCCCCCCACCCCGCGGACAGGUCGCAAAUACAGACCUAAAACAAUCACGUAGCUGGAUUUUGUCCAUUUUCUUAAGACCAGAAUACCCCAGAGUGAAGUUAUGAGGAUUUCCAAAACUCAAGAUUUCUCGUUACCGAGUAGAAAUGCAACAUGUACGUUACCGUUCACGGAAGAGACUCUACGAAGAGACCGAUUUUAAUCUUUCAGCAUGUGAAUAAUUCCUAAAAUACAUAAGUUUUUUUUUUUUUU